AUGGCGCAGACGGACCGUGCGGCUCUGGUUGUCCUAUAUGUCGCGACCAAUGGAACAAGCUGGAAGAACAACGAUAACUGGAGCACGGAAUCCAAUCUGUCGCUAUGGCACGGGGUCAAAGUCAACGACCAGGGCCGUGUUGUGGACCUUAGUCUGGGCUACAACAACCUCCGAGGUCCCAUCCCGCCGGAGAUAGGAGACCUCGUUGCAAUGACUGGCCUCUACCUUAAAGGAAACACGCUAAUCGGCGAAAUUCCUGCUUCGCUAGGACGGCUUGGCAACCUAAGAGGGCUUACUCUUGCGGAAAACAACCUGACCGGACCUAUUCCCAAGGCGCUCGGGAAUCUCAGCAAGAUGGAGUCGCUUGACCUCGUCGCAAACCAGCUCACAGGCCCCAUCCCGCCGGAGCUGGGGAAACUUUCACAGAUGGUGACAAUAAAUCUAUGGGGCAACCAGCUGAGUGGACCGAUCCCGCCGCAGCUGGGAGACAUGUCGGCGUUGACAUCCCUCGCACUUGAUGGAAGCGACCUAACCGGACCGAUCCCGCCGCAGCUGGGACGCCUUGCUGCCCUGGAGCGGCUCACCCUCUCACGAAACCGACUAACAGGUCCAAUACCCAAGGAGCUGGGAGACCUCUCCAAGCUGAAGGUGCUUUCGCUGAGCAAGAACAGCCUUACAGGGCCCAUCCCCGAGGAGCUGGGAGCUCUCUCCAAGCUGCAGGAACUUUCGGUGGGCGACAACAUGCUUACAGGGUCCAUCCCUUUGCACGUGACCAAGAUGAAAAACCUCACGGCGUUCGAAGUUGGCGGCAACAUCGGGCUUUCACGAUCCUCAAGGCCGUUCCCCACAAAGGAUCACCAAGGCGUUCUGCUAGAAGCUCCGGUCUCGUCGGAAGGACCCGACUGUCUGGAGUUCGGCGACUACGCGGACGUGCUGGUGGAGCGCAUGACUGACCCCGCGGCGUGGCCGGUCGGCGUCGGCGUGUACGCUCAGUGGGGCGCUGGCAAGUCCGCACCGACACCGUCACCGGAGUGGUGGUUCAUACGAUGGCUGUGGACGACCACCGGAGGAUCCGUGGUCUACGCGUUGUGGGCGGGCCUGGCGAGUGCGGUCUCCUGUCGCUGCUGCCGUUCUCCUGCACGCGACGAUCGAGUCAACGACGUGGAGGACGGCCUUGGGUCAACUUCUGCGGACCAGCCUGCUCGUGUGACGAGUGUUGUUGCGUCCUUCGACGCGUGGCUGUUCGCAGACUCCAAGGUUCUGUGGGCGGUCCUCAUCAGCGAAAUAUUUCAUCAGGUUGAAGAGCACCCAUGCUUCGGGAAGGGUGCUGUGCGAGCAACCCGAGUACGCCAUGCGGUGACAUCGUCCACGUGCUCAGACUGGUGCCUUGUGAUAUUUACCGCAGUUAUCGUGGCUGGCGUCGUUGCGGCUGCGAAGUUGGCCGCCGAACAGAUUGCAAACAUGCAGGAAGUGCUGGAGCAGGUGGUGGCCACUGCAGGGCUGGCAGCGGUGCCGAUCUCUCUCCUGCUGUGGAUUUUCAAGGUUCUUCCUGUGGUGUUCAAAGGUCAGGGGGAGCUCAUCGUUGAAGAGGCGCAGUCAAUGGGAGACGAGAGCGUGGGGAUCGCCCACCUAGGUUUCAUGGCCGAUGUCCGAGACGAACUAGAGGUGCUUCUCGGCAUGCUGGAACAAAAGAGCACCAAGGAGGACAGAUACAUGCUAGUUGUUAGCAUCGAUAAUUUGGAUCGAUGCCCGCACCGCCAGAUCGUCAAAGUGCUCGAAGCGGUGCAUCUGCUCCUCGAAAAAGAUAAUGUAAACGUUGCAGUCAUGUUGGCGUUGGACCCCCGCGUGAUUAUUGCGGCGAUCGAACAAGACAUGGGGGAGGGCAUACGCAAAGAGGCACAGUACCACGCCCGGAGCAGUUAUAUGUACUUCGGGGGGCAUUCGCCUUAAGGCCGUGGUGGAGUUCGUGGUAUCUGUUGAUUGGCCCCAAGCCGAGUGCUGCUGGAUGAGCACGGCUGUCCCGUUUGACAAUGUGAAGAGAUGGUAAAGUCGUUUUAUUGGUCGUCCUCGUAGACACAAGCAACGGAAGAGAGUGGGCACUCAGGUGCAUCACAAACACCGAGGCACGCGAGCAACAGUCGCAAGACGCAUUCGGAACUCGGAAUACAUGACAGCAAGGAAUGCGCGACAACUUGCCAAAGAUCCUACUACCGGAGAUACCCCGAAGAUCCAAAUGACCGAUGGACGGUCACGCACUUGCGCACCUGCAUAGCUCAAAACCACACAUGAGUACUACCGCAGUAGCCUUCGUAAGGAUGGCAUAAUCCACCUCACGAACACCCUCCCUGAUUCUGUACAUCAUAACGAAUGCUCUCAAAACCAAAGCGCUCAGGGUACUCAUAGAAAACUCCAAAAGGAAACAAAAAUAAAACAAACGAAGGGAAACCCGGCCACCGGAUCAAAACCCUCCGCCCCCACGGGUCAUCCUGCUGAUUGAACUGUCAACACAAUCAACACAGCAGUCACAAAGUUGCAAACCUACACGUCUACAACUGUCAGGCAUUUGUACUACCCCUUUUCAAGUAGUCCCCUCCCAGCCAACAUGAUCCCUACUGUAUCGAGUUGCUGUCGGCACCGCGGCGCGCCUAAGGCCACAAGCACCAAUGCCAAAUUGCAGCGGAAAAACGUAAAACCUAACGCUACAUCACAUUUUUCGCUACUCCUUCACAAGUAACUCCCUCCCAGCAACAGGAUCCCUACUGCUGUAUCCAGCUGCUGUUAGCAACGGGGCGCGUCUACAACCAACCCCGAUCACCAUUGUCUAUCACAUGACAGUGAGAGGUGCCCCCCUCGGUCUGUACAUCAAUGAAAGAUCAUAAAAAAAGGGCAAUCAACCACAUGUUAGGGGAGGGUGCCCCCUCUCAGCCUACACAUCAGAGGACGAUCGAAGCAGCAUAUCAAUCAUAAACAGUUCAUCAACCAGCCUGCUGGUACCUGCUAAUAUGAGAGACGCUGGUAGCCAUCUAUCACGAAAAAAGGCGUCAUUCAUCAGCCCUCCCUGAUUUCAGGCGAAAUAAUUCCGAACAUCAUCAAUCAAAUUGGUGUGACCGCAGUGCCCUGCGGAUCACCAUUCCUCAAAGUGAGACGACAACGGAAUGCCACACCAUCCUCAGUAUUUCAUCG
Messenger RNA from Ectocarpus siliculosus, 3183 nucleotides. Lineage: Eukaryota; Phaeophyceae; Ectocarpales; Ectocarpaceae. The record is from the annotation of a GenBank genome assembly.